AAGUAUCGCCACUUGGUUAUGGAGCAUGGAUGGAAUAGUAAGGGUGAAUUCAGCGCCGUAGAUGUAGAGUCAGUGGACAUGUUUAAGUUUCCACAGCUACAGAUUAUCCCUUACACCAGAAUCACAAUCAACAAAGGGGAUUGUUUGUUUAUACCAUACAAAUGGUUACAUUAUGUGGAUUCCAAGCCCGGAAGAAACUUGGCUGUCAAUUUUUGGUUCCAUCAUUUACCUUGGUUUAACAGCUCGGAUCCAGAGUGUGAGGGAGUGGAUCCAUACCAGAAUUCUAGUGUCCCCCUAACGACUUUCAAGAAGUCCGAACCUGAGGUAGAAUUCAGAAUGCUUUUCUUGGAACUUUUUGAGGAUGUCAUGAGUUUUUACAAAGAGUCCUUCAGUGAAUACAUGCAGCAGAAAAUCCCCUCCAUUACACAAAACGAUGUGGAAACUCUAAAUGAGGUCUUUUCAAAAAUGGAUAAGGACGGUAACAAAGUGUUAUCCUGGGAUGAAUUAUUUUCAAUGGACAUUGUUGCAUUUAUAGAUGAAUACCCAAAUUUGUUUGGCAAGAUAUUCUCCAAUGUAACUGCAGAUUAUUUCAAAAUUGAGAAGAAAGGAGAAGAGGAUUUAGAGUUGUCCAAAGAUAAAAAUGCAGGGGACCUUGUACUAGAAGAUUCAGAGAAUGCACAGGAUGAAAGUCAGAGGUCAGAUGAUGUCCGACCUUCACCUGUAGAAACUCUUGAUAACCUUGAGAAGGAGAAACUGAUUAAAAUGGUGGAUGAUGGGAAUUUGGUCAUGGAAGAAGAACCAAUAAUGAGUCCUCAUGAGGAACUGUGAUUUUAUGAAAUGUUACUGAAUGCUAGGAAUGCAAAUUGUACUAUGUUACUGAAUAAUGCAAAUGUGCUAUAAAAAUUGUAAUCCAGUCAAUGAAUAAAGCAAAUUUUGGUACUAAUUUAUCUUUUU
Messenger RNA from Saccostrea cuccullata (small rock oyster), 954 nucleotides. RefSeq lists its product as uncharacterized. The annotation marks the transcript as partial. Gene Ontology annotation, molecular function: calcium ion binding; 2-oxoglutarate-dependent dioxygenase activity. The record is from RefSeq and is a predicted model, not a curated record. The transcript is spliced from 4 exons. Lineage: Eukaryota; Metazoa; Mollusca; Bivalvia; Ostreida; Ostreidae.